This is a messenger RNA of Drepanopeziza brunnea f. sp. 'multigermtubi' MB_m1, 1305 nucleotides long. RefSeq lists its product as uncharacterized. Lineage: Eukaryota; Fungi; Ascomycota; Leotiomycetes; Helotiales; Drepanopezizaceae. The record is from RefSeq and is a predicted model, not a curated record. Gene Ontology annotation, molecular function: sphingomyelin phosphodiesterase activity.
AUGGCUCUGGCUACUUUCGGUCUGGUAUUCGCUGCGGCCAGUUGGGUGUGCUCGGCCAACGCUGCUAGUGCGACGGGGGGAGAUUUCAAUGUUCUAUCCAUCAAUGUUGAUGGUCUGCCCGAGUUCAUCGACCUCGCCCAAAACAAAAUCCGCAACUCAUACGCCAUCGGUACUAAGCUCAAGGAGUACCAGUACGACAUCGUCCAUCUUCAAGAGGAUUACAACUUUCACAUGACCAUCGCUCCCAUAAGCGAAUACCCGCACAGAACCACGCAUAAAGGCCCGCUUCCCAUUGGCGACGGUCUGAGCACCUUGUCAAACUACCCUUGGGAACAUUUCUCCCGGGAGGAAUGGAAGAAAUGCGCUGACGCCGACUGCUUUACGAGAUCGGGCUUCACGUUCAUGCGAGUCAGGCUUGCGAAUGGUAUCUACAUCGAUACCUACAACCUCCACACCGAUCAUGGCCAUGAUCCCGAUGACGUUGAGGCUCGUGCCGCCAACCUGGUGCAAGUCUCCGAAUACAUCAAAGCCCGGUCGGCCGGUAACGCCGUCCUCGUCUUCGGCAGCACCAACUCCCUCUACUCGCGACCAUCCGAUGUCGCGGACAUCUUCCAGGUGCAGAAUGGCAUGACGGACCCAUGGGUGCAACUCGAGCACCAGGGCGAGACGCCGACUGAACAGUCGGUCUGCCCCAACCCGUCGAUGGUCAACAGCUGCGAGGCGGAGGAGAAGAUCUUCUACCGCGGCUCCCGCGCCCUCGCCCUCAACGCCACCUACUUCGGCUACGAGUUCAACAGGUUCGUACGCAGUGAUGAUAACCGGGUCCUGAGCCCCAACAACCCCGUGUCGGCCAACUUCACCUGGGCCGCCUCGUCCUCGUUCCGCCAGUCGAACCUCUCCGGUGGCCCCCACGGAGUCUGGUUCAACGACUUGGACGCCCUCCCGGAGAAGCCCCAGGUCCAGACCAUCACCUUCUCGGGUGGCGAACGCCUCGACAGCGUCGGCCUGACCCUCGUCACGGGAGAAGCCUUCACCCACGGCGGUCCCGGUGGCAUCCCGGUCAGCCUCACCCUCGAGCCGAACGAGUUCUGGACCUCCGCCCAGCUGUGCACCGACCGGAGAAUUGGCCGCACCAGGAACUUCUUCAUCGAGGCCACCACCAGCACCGGACGCGCCCUGACGGCCGGGACGCGCACGUCCGACUGCGUGACGUACGAUGCCCCCGAGGGCUGGCAGAUCACCGGCUACAUGGGCCGGGUCGGCGAAGAGGUCGACCAGCUCGCCUUCAUCUACGCUCCGCAAUAG